Macrosiphum euphorbiae (potato aphid) is the source of this 1770-nucleotide messenger RNA. The record is from the annotation of a GenBank genome assembly. NCBI's taxonomy places the organism in Eukaryota, Metazoa, Arthropoda, Insecta, Hemiptera, Aphididae.
AUGAGACAGACAGCCGCCGCGUGUUUGGCCGCCGUGGCCGUGGCCGCGUUCGCCGUGGACGCGGCCGGCCUGGACCUGGUGCUGCUGCACGCCAACGACAUGCACAGCCGGUUCGACGAGACGGACCUGUACUGCAACGAGUGCCGCGAAGACGACGCUUCGCUGGGCCACUGUUACGGCGGAUUCGCCCGGGUCGCCCAGUUCGUGCGUGACGAACGGCGAUUGGCCAACGAGAGCGGCCUGCCGUCGCUGUUCCUGGUGGCCGGCGACACGUUCCAGGGCACGCCGUACUUCUCGUUCUUCGAGUGGAGGCCCGUCGUCGACUUCAUCAAUCAGCUGCAACCCGACGUCAUGACUUUGGGGAAUCAUGAGUUCGACCACGGUAUCAGCACUCUUUUGUCAUACUUAAACGGAAUUCAAGAUAUACCCACAGUAGUAUCCAACUUGAAUAUGACUGCAGAACCAGAAUUAAAUAAUUUUGUAUUGUCGUCAUUAGUAUUCACCAUAAACAAUACAAAAGUGGGCAUCGUUGGAUGCUUGACAACAGAUACUCCGACCAUAUCAAAUUCCGGAGCAGUUGAAUUUUUUGAUGAAGUAGAGUCUUUGAAGAAAGAAACGAAAAAGUUACUCAAAAACGGUGUUAAUAUAAUUAUUUGCCUUAGCCACAGUGGAAUUGAAAAAGAUAAAGUAAUUGCCAGGGAAGUAGAAGACAUCGAUAUAAUUGUUGGAGGACAUUCACAUACAUUUUUGUAUUCGGACACUCCACCAAGCAUUGAAGAACCAUAUGGACCAUAUCCACUGUACGUGACAAACGUUAAAAAUAAGGCCGUACCAAUAUUACAGGCAUAUGCAAAUACCAAAUACGCGGGAAAAGUUGUAUUAAAAUUUGAUUCUAAUGGUGACAUAGUUAAUAUCGAUGGCUCGCCAACAUUAUUGAAUCAUGAAAUAAAACAAGAUCCAACAAUGUUGACUGUGGUCGAUCAAUGGAAACCACAGGUAACUAGGAUUACAAAUAUUACCAUUGGGCGUACGGCCGUAGAGUUAAUAAACAAGUGUCGUGGAGAGGAAUGUAACAUAGGAAACCUGAUAGCGGAUUCGUUUGUAUACUACAACGUUAUGAAAAAAGAAGUUUACAAUGAGUACUGGACUGAUGCUCCUAUUGGGAUGGUUCAAGCUGGUGGUAUUAGGACUACAAUCAACGAAACUGAUCAUGAUGGUUACAUCACUUUGGGGCAGUUGAUCAAUGUCACGCCGUUUGCUAAUAAUCUUGUCAAGAUUACAAUCUCUGGUUCUACGCUUUUAGAAUCAUUUGAACACAGCGUUUCUGACUAUGUAUUGAACCAUGGUACAUCUAAAUUUUUACAAGUAUCUGGUGUUCUGGUCGAAUAUGAUUUAACUCAGAGUCCCGGAAAUCGAGUCACUUCACUGUUUCUUCGAUGUGGUCACUGUAGCGUUCCCAAAUUCGAACCUUUAGUGUUGACUGCAAACUAUACAAUAGUGAUGUCCGAUUAUUUGGCAAAUGGUGGUAAUAAUUAUCAGGCAUUUCAAAAAAGAAUAAAUAACGAAUUACUAGGUAUUGAAGAUUAUAACGCAACAUCGAUGUAUAUGCAAUCAAUAAGUCCCAUAACGAGUGGAAUAGAUGGCAGAAUCCACUUUAAACGCGAUGUCAAUAACGAAAAGUCAGCAGGAUUUAAUAUAAAUACAUGGAAUUAUCGAAUCUUAGUGACUACUUUCAUAUUACUACAGUAUUAUAUUUUAAACUUAAAAUAA